AUGUUGGCGUUGUUAUUUCUUCUUCUCGGGGUGAUCUGCCCUACCCUUGCCCAUCCGGUGCCUAGAGCUACUCUGAAUAGACUGUAUCGCAGAGAUAUCUCUCCAUCUCUUCUGACGGAGUUCAACCGCUUCUCGCAGUUCUCGGCUGCGGCCAAUUGCCAGGCGAACCAUAAUGCCUCCUCGACGGGGUCGGCUGUCUAUUGCGAUUCGGGGUUUUGCGAGACCAUCCGCGAAUCGAGUACGCAGAUCAUUGAUGGAUUUGAGGAGAUCAAGCCUGGCGGUACCACCGGAUACCUCGCUCUGGAGCACACGAACAAAUACAUCGUCUUGAGCUUCCGUGGGACUGUCUCUCAUGCGAACAGCAAUGCUGACUUGGACUUCUUACAAACGGACGCAUCGACUGCCUGCAAGGGAUGCAGAGCACACCAUGGGUUCUGGUCAGCAGCACAGAGCGCUAUGGACAUUCUCCUGCCCAAGGUGGAGGAGGCAUUGCAAGAGAACCCGGACUAUCGGAUCGUCCUGACGGGACACAGUCUUGGUGGCGCCCUGGCUACCCUGGGAGCUGUUACCUUGCGGAAUGCGGGACAUACGGUCGACUUGUAUUCCUUCGGCGCCCCAUCCGUGGGUAAUAAGGCGUUCGCCGAGUACAUCACCCAGUCAACUGCCGGCAAGAACUAUCGCAUCACCCACACCAGCGACGAAGUACCCAAGGUGCUCUUCCGGUUGUCCCGGCAGAAGCCCCUGAAGCUUCUAGUCCCCGAGUACAGUCAGUCCUCGCCGGAAUACUGGAUCACGUCGCCCAAUGGCGUGUCGGUGACGAAGUCUGAUAUCCAGGUGAUUGAGGGAAUCAACAAUGAAGCUGGUAACUUGGGUACCAAGGAAGUCACCAUGGAACCUCAUGGAUGGUACAUGGGUAAUACGAGUGUGGAAUCCGCAGCGUACUAUAACCUCGGUUCGCAUCGGCGUUCCGUGACCACAUCCUCGCCAGAAGCUCAGCUCUGGUUUAACCGCGGAUUUCUCUGGGCCUAUUCGUUCAACCAUGAUGAGGCGCAGCGCUGCUUCGAGCGGGCCACCGAACACGACCCCAAAUGCGCCAUGGCGUUCUGGGGGAUCGCCUAUGCGGUCGGUCCGAACUACAACAAGGCAUGGCACUUCUUCGACAUGGCAGACCGUCAGCACACAGUGAAAAAGGCCAACGACGCGUUGACACGGGCCACCGAGCUGGCGAGCGAUGCCACCCCCGUGGAACGGGAGUUAAUCAAAGCGCUCACAGCCCGAUUCCCACCGUCCGACAAGAUCCCGUCCGACAUGGGGCCGCUGGACCGUGCGUAUGCGGCCGCGAUGCGACCGGUGUAUCAAGCCUACAGUAGCGACCUGGAUGUGUCCGCGUUAUUUGGCGAAGCGCUCAUGUGCAUCAGCCCCCGGGGACUCUGGGAUUUGGACACCGGCAAGCCCAGCGGCGACCACACCGUGGAGGCUCAGAUGGUGAUCGAAUCCGCAAUGGCACAGAGCAUCGAAGGUCGCGACCAUCCGGCCCAUUGCCAUCUCUACAUUCAUCUGAUGGAAAUGUCGCCAAUCUCAGAGCGAGCAUUACCAGCUGCCGACCGGCUUCGUCGCCUGGUGCCAGAUGCCGCCCACAUGUUGCACAUGCCUACGCAUAUCGACAUGGCGGUUGGUGAUUAUCGCCGCGCGGUCGACUCCAACGAGGAGGCCAUCAUCGCCGAUGACAAGUAUUUCAACCGCGAGCGCGGGUCAGCCCUGUACGUAGCGUAUCGGGUGCACAACAUCUGUGCCAAGCUGUAUGCGGCCUUCAUCUCGGGCCGCUUUCAAGAAUCGCUAUCGGCGGCGAAGAAGCUCGAACAGAUUAUCGAUAUCAAUGUGUUAACAAGCACUAGCCCUCCGAUGGCGGACUGGACCGAGAGCUUUCUCGGAAACUUAGCCCAUGUGUAUGUCCGCUUUGGUCGCUGGGAGGAUAUCUUACGCCUCGAGCUUCCCGCUGACCCUGCCGUGUACUGCGCAACAACGGCCAACAUACUGUACGCACGCGGUGUCGCCUUCAGCGCCCUCGGCCGCGUCUCAGAAGCAGAGGCUGCCCAGAAACAAUUUGAGGCGGCGCGUGCCACGGUCCCGCCUUCCCGGCUGAACAGCAUCCCCUGUAAAGAGGUCGACGUUCUCAAGGUCGGUUCGGAGAUGCUCAGUGGCGAGCUAGAAUAUCGCAAGGGCAACCACGAGGCCGCGUUUGCCCACCUUCGAAAAGCGAUUGAGCUGGAAGACGCGCUCCCCUAUUCGGACCCGCCGCCAUGGAUGCAGCCCGUGCGUCAUGCCUUGGGGGGGCUGCUGCUGGAGCAAAACCGUAUCGAAGAGGCAGAGCAGGUCUUCCGAGAGGACCUGGGGCUCGCGAAAGAUUUUCCUCGUCGCAAGGCGCGACUGAAUAAUGUCUGGGGCUUACACGGGCUGCAUGAGUGCCUGGUGCGCUUGGGCAAGUUCGAUGAAGCUCUCAGCAUCCAGGUCCAGCGCGAUAUUGCCGUCGGUUCCGCUGACGUUCCUAUUACCAGCUCUUGCUACUGUCGCUUAUCCGCAGUCGGGAAAGCGGAAACGUGCUGUUCUUCUCAUAUUUGA
Aspergillus bombycis is the source of this 2619-nucleotide messenger RNA. Its product is annotated as tetratricopeptide repeat domain protein. The transcript has 5 exons. Gene Ontology annotation, cellular component: intracellular anatomical structure. The record is from RefSeq and is a predicted model, not a curated record. Bases 1 to 2619 code for a protein of 872 amino acids. NCBI's taxonomy places the organism in Eukaryota, Fungi, Ascomycota, Eurotiomycetes, Eurotiales, Aspergillaceae. Gene Ontology annotation, molecular function: protein binding. Gene Ontology annotation, biological process: lipid metabolic process.